Messenger RNA from Plectropomus leopardus (leopard coralgrouper), 2552 nucleotides. It is a transcript of the gene rhebl1, whose product is annotated as Ras homolog, mTORC1 binding like 1. Gene Ontology annotation, molecular function: GTPase activity; GTP binding. Gene Ontology annotation, cellular component: membrane. Gene Ontology annotation, biological process: signal transduction. The record is from RefSeq and is a predicted model, not a curated record. Lineage: Eukaryota; Metazoa; Chordata; Actinopteri; Perciformes; Serranidae.
UGUGCUUACACAAUGACAGUUUCCGUCAGUUUGACUCUCGUAUCGUAACCGCGUUGAGCGAGCGUUUUUUCGUUUUCAAUUUUUAGUCGGAACGACGAUUUCAUAAUUUCACGCCAUCGGACGACGUCGAUUACGUUAUCAGAUACAGAAAGAGACCCGUUUUUGAGAUAAGUACAAGCUGUACUUGCUGUACUUAAACUCUCAACUUCCAGCCAGAGGCCCAGCGGAGAGCUCGAGCGGCAGCUCCGAAAAGUUUGUUGUCGUCACGUGAUGUGAGACGAAUGUGGCGAUAAAAGUUUGUUUAGAUAGUAAAACUAGGUGGCGUACUACAUCAUUAAAACCUACCGAACACCGUUUUCACCAAAAUGCCUCAACCAAAACAUCGAAAGAUUGCUGUUAUAGGUUACAGAUCUGUAGGAAAGUCAUCUCUUACCAUACAGUUUGUGGAAGGACAGUUUGUCGACUCCUAUGACCCCACCAUUGAAAAUACCUUUAACAAAUUGGUCAGUGUGAAUGGUCAAGACUUCAAUCUUCAGCUGGUUGAUACUGCUGGACAAGAUGAGUACUCAAUCUUUCAACAAUCCCUUUCAAUGGACAUCCAUGGGUAUGUCCUCGUCUACUCAGUGACUUCCAGUAAAAGUUUUGAAGUUGUGCAGGCUCUACAUGAGAAGCUGCUAGACGUGGUUGGGAAGAUGCAGGCUCCAACUGUUCUUGUAGGAAACAAAAAAGAUCUUCACAUGGAAAGAGUUGUCAGACCAGAGGAGGGAAAGAAAGUUGCCGAUUCCUGGGGUGCUGCAUUCAUGGAGUCUUCAGCCAAGGAGAAUGAUACUGCUGUGGAGGUUUUCAAGCGGAUCAUUUUGGAGAUGGAGAAAGCUGAUGGAAAUGCACCACCGGAGGAGAAGAAGUGUGCUGUAAUGUAAAAGUGUAUCCAGGACAUCAGUAAGCUCAUUUGCUGAAGACAGGAGGCACAACUUCACCAGCUUGCCAAUCGUGACCUCGCCGACACCAAGACACUGCAGUGGAUCUUUCUGCUCUUUUGUGAUACCUGAUUGAUUUGAUUAGCGAGGCAACUGCCCAGACAGUCGAUAAACAACCUCACCAAUUGUAACCACAGGAAGAAGGUUCUAAAAGCAAGAUAAAUCUUUGUUUUUGACAAAGAGGCACCGUCGGUGAACACUUUCUUUAAAUAUUGAAUUAUAAUUUGUAACUGGGAAAAAAUUGGACUUUGAGUUCAACCAAAUGCUCAGAAAACGAUACACAAAAAUACAUUGCCAAACAUAUUGGUCCCAAUUCAUUGCAUUAUUUUUUGGUCAACAUAUUAUGAUAAUUAUGAAUCUAAUGUUUGAGACAUCAUUGGCUUAUGUCUCGUAACUAUUUGAGUAGUUGAGUUAAUGUACAGUUAGGGCUGGUUAACCUUUUUAAAGGCUGGUAUUAUUUCAACAGGUCUUUUUUGACAGUGAUGGAGAGUCACAGUUCACAUUGCUUUAAAUGUGGUGUUAAAAUGUCAGUAUCUCUCACAAAUGGUGGAUUUCUUUGAACACCCUGGAUUGAGAUAAGAAAUUUUGCUGGUUUCACAGUUCUUCUCACUGUAAUUUUUAUCAACUUCUAUUCAGGUACCUUUCACCAAUGAACUCUUGAACUGUGUCUUCACGAUGGAGGGAUGUAUUUGUAUAUCUAACAACUCACAUUAUACGCUCUUCUGCUAAGCAGAUUAGUCCUCUUCGAUUGUUUCUUGAGUUUAACUUCUCCUCAUCGACUGUAAUAAAGAUGGUUUCUUUUGGACAACCCUCAGAGAAAUUUAGUGUAGAUUGGAAUAGAUCUAUGAUAUUACCAUUUAUGGCCUUUUUAUACAAUAUAAGUAGAAACUUAGGAAUUGGUUUGAUACUAUUGGUUAUAUUUUGAGUGGUGCAGGUUUGCUCUCCCUUCAGUAUCCUAAGUAGAGUAUAUUCUUAUAAGUGCAUUGUAAUUAUGAACAUUGUUGAGUUGCAAUUUUUCAAUUGCGUUUUAACACUGCGUAAGACUAUUUAAGUGGCUGAAGGCUACAGAGGUAGCUUAGUUAUCUUUAAGCUUGUGGUUUUGAUUUGAUGGUUCACACAGGCUGGUAUGUAGUCCAUAUAAUUCAUUUUGUGGACUUGCAUGAUCACUGUCUGAUCACUGAUCCUUAUUACCUUGUUUUUCUUAGAUCCUGUAGCCUUACAAAGACACGACACAACGUGGAUUUUUUCCCCCCAUAAUCCUCAUGUUGUACCUGUAGUGGGUAAUUGUAACUUUUUAUCAAGUGCUUUGCUGAGUAAGUAGUUGAUUGAUUGACUGAUGAAGGUUGAACAGAAGCUGGUGAUGCUGUGUCUUGUGCCUUACAGUUCCUCAAACUCCCUUAUCUGCUUCCCUUCAUGACUCAAGGUGCUCUUAAAGGGUUUUUUUUCUUCUGUUGACUUGAUACCAUGGUGCAGGUGGUGUUGUGCAUCUGAACACCAAUAUCCCCUUGUGGGUCAAUGUUAAUUCAGAAAUCUUGCUGUAAACAGUUUUGUAUAUAAAUAAAUCUGUUACUCAUU